CAGUUCUGAUUGCGCGUUCGAUCAUUUCGGAGUGCUCCGUAGCAGCUUAUUGCUGAAAUUUCGGAAUUGCAAUCGAGCGCCGAUUGCGUGAACUACGUAGCUACGUCGAUUUCGAGGUCGUCAUCGCAGGAUUCUUCCUGGGAACGUCGAAUUUACGGCAGAUGUUUGUCAUCAAGCAAAUGAAUCGAUGCUAGAUAGGCGUUGAGUCAAAGGAAUUUCUUGUAUCAACCUGUCCCCACGGUAGAGCAUUCCAUUCAUUCGAGCAGAGAUGGCUGAAGCGUUACGCCUGCAAAGCGAAGAGCAUCGUUAAAACGGACAUCGUUGGACGGUUCGAUGAAGAGAGUUGAGAUAUAUGAAAUCUACAGCGAUCGGUUGGGUCUUCUCAAAGCACACUUUGGAACACGUUUUCCCAGUGAAUCCCUCAGUAUUGGUCAGAUGCUAAGUUGGGACGAAUUCAAUCAGCAAGAAGAUCGAAGAUCCACUGAAUCAUUGCUUGCAUGAAGCAACUGGCCGUAUCAGUCCUGACAUCGCUGGAUAGUUGCUCAGAAGAGCUAUUCGCAUGAAGCAAACAUCCCCUUCAUCACCAACAUCAGCAUUCUUCUUCAAGAAAAAUCAUAAUACACGGGGCCGACGCCAGUCGGUGGGGUCUUUCAGUCAAAUGUGUUACACCAAGUGGACAGAUCGAACUUAAGUAAAGACUUCGAUUAAACGCAGAACUUCGCAGCAGAGCUUCGGAGUAAGCGUAGUAAAGGGAGCGAAGUAUGGCAGAGGAGAGCGGCGAGGUCAAGUCGGCGGGGCCGGCCUCGCCAAGGAGUCCACAGAGUGGAGGCACAGCCACUGCCAAGGCCAGCAGCCCCAGAUCUCCCCGUCAGCCUCGUCGAGUGAAGUUGACGGAGCAACAAUUGGACAGCUUGACCAGGGACGAGUUGGCAGCCAAGUGGCGUGAGCAAGACUUGUAUGUGGAGUGUCUAGAGGCGCAGGCGGCAGCCCAGGAAGGUGAAGUAGGCUCAUUGCGAGAGUCGGAGGAGAAAUACAGGCAGCAGUAUGCGGAGGCUUCGCAUCGAGAGAAAAUCCUUGUCAGGAGACUGGCGUCGAAGGAACAGGAACUUCAAGAAUAUGUAAAUCAGAUAGCGGAGAUGAAGGCAGCCAAUGCUCCAGCUGCGGCAGCACUGCGAUCAGCCCUCCUGGAUCCAGCAGUGAACAUUUUAAUCCAGAAACUCCGUCAAGAGCUCGUCACUACCAAAGCUAAACUCGAGGACACCCAAAAUGAACUCAGCGCUUGGAAAUUCACACCAGACAGUAAUACGGGGAAAAGAUUAAUGGCGAAGUGCAGGUUACUUUAUCAAGAGAACGAGGAGCUCGGCCGAAUGAUCGCGAGUGGUCGCAUCGCGAAGCUAGAGGGCGAGUUGGCAUUGCAGAAAAGCUUCAGCGAAGAAGUGAAGAAGUCUCAGUCUGAGUUGGACGAGUUCCUGCAAGACUUGGAUGAAGACGUGGAGGGCAUGCAGAGUACCAUCUACUUUCUACAACAAGAACUGCGCAAGGCCAGGGAAUCGGUGACCUUGUUGCAACAGGAGAAUGCAACCCUGAAGACGACCUCCGGCGAGUCGAACCUGACGAAUGGACUGUCGCCUCGAACCCCACCGAUCAAGAAGGAGGACGUCGAGGAGGCUGCGGCGACGACGACCGAGACAACGGAGGGGAAGGCUCUGAAGAACGAAGACAGUGAGGUGUGCAAAGGUGCAAGGACUCCUCCGCUUCCGACCAUCCUGUCUCCUAGGAGUCAGGUUGUCGAAGGGACUGACCGGGUCGAAAGAGGUGAAAGGACAGACCGGAGACCUAAUCUACCGGAGCACCUGGACGACAGCUCUGGUGAUUCCCCUGCUCUGAUCAUCAAAGUUGAGAACGAGGAGCUCAGCGACAGGGAAGAGGAGGACCAAGAACACGAGGAAGAGGCUUCGGAAGGUCGCGGCAAGAGGAGGACUCUCAGGACUAAAACUAAUAGUAGGAACAGUGGUAAGAGUAACGGUGAGGAGGUGGUGACGAGGACGACCCGCGGUCGGGAUAGGACAAAACGGGAGAAAAGUGCUCCGGGUAGUGACGAGGAGAGGAUCCGCAAGAAGAAACGGCGAGAGAGCGUGCUUUCCCUCGACUACAAUGAAGCAGAUGACGAUGCCCUGGUCCUGACCAACGGAGAGACCCUACAGAGUGACCCGGAGUGAGGAACUCUCUGGCUCAGAGGUACCGUAAGGAUAGUGACACAUACCGAAGGGCACAACGAAGGAUUCUGUAAUAUAUCGAUAGGUACCAAAGGCACUGUUCACUCCGAUGGAGGACUCCGAAACGUUUGACUAUGUCGGAACAUCUUAUAGCCGGGACAAACUGUGUGAGAGAUGGGCAAAAUAUAGUGCAGGAUGAGUUUCUCGAGGGGUGAUCCUAACAGUGACUUGAUCGUACUAACGUAUCCAUACACUAAUGUGCAAUCAUCCUGCCCAUCUCUGCUUCGAGCACAUUAAUAACACCAUCGAUGGUAAUUAUCCAAUGAUCUCGAUAAUCAAUGGUGAUAUUAAAUUUUAACAUUGUGCCUCAGUGCAAAUGGUUUAUACAACAGUUUGUCAUGGAUGACAGCUUUGGCUUGAAUCUACAAAUGACUCGGACUCGAUGCAAAAUCAUUUGGCAUUGAACCUCAUUAAUUGUGGUUGCUCCGUCACCGUGCCAUCUUGUGAUUUAUUUAUAUUAUCUGAAGCAAACUAUUGUGUUUUGUGGUUUUUCUCAAUUAAAUUUUCUUUGCAGUAGAAAUUUAUUUAAGCAUAUUUGAGUUCGGUCCGAGUCGAGUCAUUUGGAGAGGCAAGCUUGAGACUUAGACAUAUCGAAUCAUCUAGGCAACGGCACAGAGAUUCGUGAUUCGAGUCUUCGGAGACGUUUGCGGAGUCUACUCAAAAGCCUUUUCGGAUCGCAAGCUCGUCAAAGGCUCAUUGAUCUGUCUUGAGAAUUUAUCGACACAUGGAUGGGAUCAAUCGGAAGGUACUGGGUAGUGAAGCAUUUCGACCACCAGGGCACACGGUACACGUUAAAGAAAUAACUGAAGUGGAUACUCGUGUAUAAUAUAUUUUUUGUAUUCGCAGCGUCCGCAAUUUAUUUCCUCGCAGUCGGCUGUUCAAUAGCUGACUUCCAGAACUAGGACAUUUCUGUUCAAUAACCUCUUUUGCAUCAGGUGCAAUAUCUUACAGUAUCUACUACAACUGUCCAUUUGGGACAUUGCUUUAGUCAUUAAGGGAAAACAUUCGUUUUUAAUCUGGUGACGAUGAGUUCACAACAAAUUCGAUUCGACAGUCAAAACCAAGACCAGUGAGUUUUUCUUUUACUUGACACUGACCUUUUCUUUUGUUCUUCUUUUUCUUCUUUUUUUUUAGCAAAGUGAACUUGAUUUGGACUUCCAUGAGCCGUUUCAGUUUGAAAAGAGCAAGCAUUUUUAAGAUUUAAUUUAACAAAAAUGUUAUUUCAAGCCAAUGACUUUACCAAGCUGUCAGUUGUGCACCAAAUGCCGUAAUAUAUUUUUCUCGUAGGAGCGGUGAUUGUUCAGAAACGUUCUUGUUCCGUCAGUAUGCCUGUUAGAAGGUAGGCUUCCAGGCACUAAUCGAUCCUAUAUCCCAUCGCUCGUGUAUAAUAUCUAUGUAUAAAUAAUAUAAUUGUAUGUAAGAGGAAUUUAUAUGUAUACAUACGAAAACGAUUAAGGAAUCAUUGCGUAAAACCUGUACUCUCGGUGGUGUCCACGCGAGUUGAAACUGGAAAUUGUAUAAUAACAUGCGGGACGUUACAUCGUCGUAAGUCCCAGGUAAAGUUAAGACUUCUAGAGGAGCCGACGGAGAGGGAACACGUUAGUCGACUUAAGAGCCGACGCGAACGAGGCGUGCAACGUGUCACUAUAGAUUUACCUAGCGUUAAACACAUCACAAGGCAGUAACUCGACAGGACUCUUGCAAUUUGUUAAACCGUCUUUCUUUACCCCAUGCAACCCAUCGGAAGCAGCACCCCUAACUUACCUCCCGGAAAACCGAACCCGUAACUCGACUGUACAAAGUGUUUACAUUGCUAUUUUAUAUCUCACCCGCAUAUAUUAAUAUACGUUUGUUUUAUAUCGUCCCUUUCGGAAACGUUUACUUUUAUGGUAAUAGUUUUGCCUAUUGUGAAAAAUAUAUUUUCAAACAUU
Messenger RNA from Orussus abietinus, 4207 nucleotides. RefSeq names its product pre-mRNA-splicing regulator WTAP (gene fl(2)d). The transcript is spliced from 8 exons. Gene Ontology annotation, biological process: regulation of alternative mRNA splicing, via spliceosome. Lineage: Eukaryota; Metazoa; Arthropoda; Insecta; Hymenoptera; Orussidae. The record is from RefSeq and is a predicted model, not a curated record. The coding region runs from base 762 to 2219 and encodes 485 amino acids. Gene Ontology annotation, cellular component: nucleus.